UCCCUCCCCGCCUCCCGGGUUCGCCGGUUGCCACCAUGUCCGCCUCGGCUGUCUUCAUCCUCGACGUCAAGGGCAAGCCCCUGAUCAGCCGCAACUACAAGGGCGAUGUGGCCAUGAGUGAGAUCGAGCACUUCAUGCCUCUGCUCAUGCAGCAGGAAGAGGAGGGUGCCCUGGCCCCAUUGCUGAGCCAUGGCCGGGUCCACUUCCUAUGGAUCAAACACAGCAACCUCUACUUGGUGGCCACCACACUGAAGAACGCCAACGCCUCCCUCGUGUACUCCUUCCUCUACAAGACGGUGGAGGUGUUCUCUGAGUACUUCAAGGAGCUGGAGGAGGAGAGCAUCCGUGACAACUUUGUCAUCGUCUAUGAGCUGCUGGAUGAACUCAUGGACUUUGGCUUCCCACAGACCACGGACAGCAAGAUUCUACAGGAGUACAUCACGCAGCAGGGCAACAAGCUGGAGACCGGCAAAUCUCGGGUGCCACCCACUGUCACCAACGCUGUGUCCUGGCGCUCCGAGGGUAUCAAGUACAAGAAGAAUGAGGUCUUCAUUGAUGUCAUUGAGUCUGUCAACCUGCUGGUGAGCCCCCCUCCUUCCCUGGCCUGGAGGCAGCAUCAGGUCAACGCUAACGGCAGCGUCCUGCUGAGCGAGAUCGUGGGCACCAUCAAGCUCAAGGUGUUUCUGUCGGGAAUGCCAGAGCUGCGGCUUGGCCUCAACGACCGAGUGCUCUUUGAGCUCACUGGCCGCAGCAAGAACAAGUCCGUGGAGCUGGAGGACGUGAAAUUCCACCAGUGUGUGCGGCUCUCUCGCUUUGACAAUGACCGCACCAUCUCCUUCAUCCCACCUGAUGGCGACUUUGAGCUCAUGUCCUACCGCCUCAGCACCCAGGUCAAGCCAUUGAUCUGGAUUGAGUCCGUCAUUGAGAAGUUCUCCCACAGCCGCGUGGAGAUCAUGGUCAAGGCCAAGGGGCAGUUUAAGAAGCAGUCGGUGGCCAACGGCGUGGAGAUAUCUGUGCCCGUGCCCAGUGACGCCGACUCCCCGAAGUUCAAGACCAGUGUAGGCAGUGCCAAGUACGUGCCGGAAAAGAAUGUCGUUAUUUGGAGUAUUAAGUCUUUCCCGGGGGGCAAGGAAUACCUGAUGCGUGCCCACUUUGGCCUCCCCAGCGUGGAGAAGGAGGAGGUAGAGGGUCGGCCCCCUAUUGGGGUCAAGUUUGAGAUCCCCUAUUUCACCGUCUCCGGGAUCCAGGUUCGGUACAUGAAGAUCAUUGAGAAAAGCGGUUACCAGGCCCUGCCAUGGGUUCGCUACAUCACCCAAAGUGGCGAUUAUCAACUUCGGACCAGCUAGGAGAGAGAAGAGGUGGGGACUUGGACAUGGGGCCCUCCCUCUCCCCAGGCUGGGACUGUAGACUUGAGAGGGAGGAAGAUGGGGGAUGUGUACGAGGGAAGGCCCCAGACUUACAGUUUCUUGCUCCCAGCACCCAGCACCUGGCUUCCUCCCUGCCUUUCCCUCCACCCAUAGGCU
Molecule: messenger RNA, 1523 nt
Organism: Enhydra lutris kenyoni (northern sea otter)
Lineage: Eukaryota; Metazoa; Chordata; Mammalia; Carnivora; Mustelidae
Gene: AP1M2
Product: adaptor related protein complex 1 mu 2 subunit
Exons: 12
Coding region: 36-1346 (436 amino acids)
Biological process (GO): vesicle-mediated transport; intracellular protein transport
Cellular component (GO): clathrin-coated vesicle; clathrin adaptor complex
Molecular function (GO): clathrin-cargo adaptor activity
Source: RefSeq, a predicted model, not a curated record